This is a messenger RNA of Aspergillus eucalypticola CBS 122712, 1473 nucleotides long. Its product is annotated as ribose-phosphate diphosphokinase. The record is from RefSeq and is a predicted model, not a curated record. Lineage: Eukaryota; Fungi; Ascomycota; Eurotiomycetes; Eurotiales; Aspergillaceae. Gene Ontology annotation, molecular function: magnesium ion binding; ribose phosphate diphosphokinase activity. The transcript has 4 exons. Gene Ontology annotation, biological process: ribonucleoside monophosphate biosynthetic process; purine nucleotide biosynthetic process; 5-phosphoribose 1-diphosphate biosynthetic process. Bases 178 to 1140 code for a protein of 320 amino acids. Gene Ontology annotation, cellular component: cytoplasm; ribose phosphate diphosphokinase complex.
CGCUGCUCCCUCUCCGGUCGAUGGGCGUUUCCUAUCUGUCAGGCAUGCUAAUUACUGCUCUCUAACUUCUUCUUCACUCUUUCUCAAUCACCAAAUCAAUCUCCCCUCUACACCUGUCCGGUUCCACGCGCCGCUCUCACCUGAACCCCUCCUCCGGUUUCUCUCCAAUCUCCAAAAAUGGCUUCGAACUCGAUCAAGCUCUUGACUGGUAACAGUCACCCUGAGCUUGCAACCCUUGUGGCAGCUCGGCUUGGCAUUGAACUGACCAAGAUCAUGGUCCUCCAAUAUUCGAACCAGGAAACCAGCGUCACAAUCGGAGAGAGUGUACGAGAUGAGGAUGUUUUCAUCUUGCAGUCGACGCGGCCCAAUGAUAUCAACGAUGGACUGAUGGAGCUGCUCAUCAUGAUCAAUGCUUGCAAGACCGCCUCCGCAAGACGUAUCACGGCCGUCAUUCCCAACUUCCCUUAUGCGCGCCAAGAUAAGAAGGAUAAGAGCCGUGCUCCUAUCACCGCCAAGCUUAUGGCAAACAUGCUCCAGACUGCUGGUUGCAACCACGUCAUCACCAUGGACCUCCACGCCAGCCAGAUCCAGGGCUUCUUCAACGUUCCCGUCGAUAACCUGUAUGCCGAGCCUAGCAUUCUGAAGUGGAUCCGCGAACACCUGGAUGUGAGCAACUGCAUCAUUGUCAGUCCUGAUGCUGGUGGUGCUAAGCGUGCCACUGCCAUCGCCGACCGCCUCGAUCUCCAGUUCGCGCUCAUCCACAAGGAGCGCCCCCGCCCCAACGAGGUCUCGCGCAUGGUUCUCGUUGGUAGCGUCAAGGACAAGAUCGCUAUCAUCGUUGACGACAUGGCUGAUACCUGCGGUACUCUCGUCAAGGCCGCCGAUACUGUGAUGCAGCACGGAGCUAAGGAAGUCAACGCUAUCGUCGUCCACGGUAUCCUUUCCGGCAAGGCUACUCAGAACAUCAACAACAGCUGCCUGAGCCGUGUUGUUGUGACCAACACUGUCCCUCACGAAGACAAGAAGGAGCAGUGCGAUAAGAUCGAGACGAUCGACAUCAGCCCCACUCUUGCAGAGGCCUGCAGACGUACGCACAACGGCGAGUCUGUGAGCUUCCUGUUCUCGCACGCUGUCGCCUAAACGACUAGUAAGGGCACAUGGCAGUGGUGGAGGACAAGAUGGACAUGCCGCUAUCUGGAGGCGGUUCACAUUUGCUUUUUCUUUUUUUAUUAUUGUCGUGCGUAGUCGGAUACCUCUAGGAGGACCUAGAUCAUGAAAUUAGGACUCUUUAGCCACGGAAUUCCCGGGAUAGGCGCCUCCGUCUGUCAAACUAUAUUUAACGCAUUUACCGGUUAUGAAGCUUAUGGACCUUUGAGAAGGUGGAAAGGAAGGGAGAUAUGAAAAAGUCGGCGGCGCCUUUUUGCUUUCUAUUACCAGCUGAAUUGAAGCACUUAUACUGUACAUAUAUCAACG